CCCACCAUCUCAAGAGACUUUCCUGAUCCUUCCAUCCUCAAAGCCAAAGAUGGAAGCUGGUAUGCCUUUGGGACCACGAGCAAUGGCAAGCAAGUACAAGUCGCCACCGCGCUGUAUGCGGAAGGGCCGUGGUCGUAUCUCGACACCGAUGCCCUCCCCGAUCCGGGCAACUGGACCACUGGCUCCAACACUUGGGCGCCUGACGUUCGUCAGAUGGAAGACGAUACGUACGUCAUGUAUUAUUCAGGUGAAGUGGCAUCCAACCCGGCAUUCCACUGCGUGGGCACAGCGACCUCGGAGGGCAUCUUGGGUCCUUACAAACCGUCAUCCGAACCCUUCGCCUGCGACCUCAGCAUAGGAGGUCAGAUUGAUCCGUCUGGUUUCCGAGACCAUGACGGCACGCAGUACGUCGUGUACAAGGUGGACGGGAACAGCAUCGGACACGGCGGGUCUUGCAAUAACGACGUUUCACCGUUCCUUCCCACGCCGCUCCUGCUGCAGGAAGUCGACGAAGACGGUAUCACCAAGGUUGGUGACCCGAUUCAGUUGCUGGAUCGUACCGAUGCCGACGGUCCCCUGGUUGAGGCUCCGGCGCUGCUGCGCCAUGACAAUGGGGUGUACACGCUAUUCUUCAGCAGUGGGUGCUUCACCGAGCCGACGUACAACAUCAACUACGCCACGGCGCAUAACAUCAAGGGCCCGUAUACCCGGAGCUCAACCCCUCUGGUGAGGUCCGACGAUUCCUUCGGGUUGACUGCGCCCGGUGGCGCGACGCCGACGGCCGACGGCGACAUGAUUGUAUUUCAUGCUGAUUGUUCUGCGGGGCGGUGUUUAUUCGAGAGCAAGAUCGAUAUCAUGGGCGAUGACGUUGUGCUCGAUGGC
Molecule: messenger RNA, 882 nt
Organism: Pseudomassariella vexata
Lineage: Eukaryota; Fungi; Ascomycota; Sordariomycetes; Amphisphaeriales; Pseudomassariaceae
Product: glycosyl hydrolase family 43 protein
Exons: 1
Biological process (GO): carbohydrate metabolic process
Molecular function (GO): hydrolase activity, hydrolyzing O-glycosyl compounds
Source: RefSeq, a predicted model, not a curated record